Molecule: messenger RNA, 509 nt
Organism: Fimicolochytrium jonesii
Lineage: Eukaryota; Fungi; Chytridiomycota; Chytridiomycetes; Spizellomycetales; Powellomycetaceae
Exons: 3
Coding region: 230-490 (86 amino acids)
Source: RefSeq, a predicted model, not a curated record
CGUGUGGGAACUUGAAGUUGGCAAUAGACGGCAAUCCUGAAUUCCCAACGAACAACACACACACACACACACCAUGGCUGUCCCACAAACUAUACCGGUGUCGCCUCUGGCGGUUAUUGACCCAGACCUCGAUGUCUAUGGUGAGUUGUUGUAGCACGAACGGGUUUGCCGUGGAAGACGCAAGCUGCGAGCAGAGGAUGCGGGAGCGUGGGAAAGACGGAGUUUCCGUAUGAAGAUGUGGGCUUGGAACGAACACAGGGCAGCAGUCUUGCGGUCGAGAGAUGAAUUCUUCAAGGAGCAGAUGGUGCGAUUCCAAGAAGUGCACGUCGUGCGGGACAAGAUGCGAUGGUGCUACAGGCGGGAGGGCGUCAACCACUUACAGAACUGCCGACACCUUGCACAACAAUACCUGGAUCUGAUGAAGGAAGUGCGGGGUACCCCAGCUAUGCCUUUCAAGUUGUCUGGACCACCAAAGGAUACCCCUCAGUAAUGGCAUGUGCCCACGGUUA